AUGGACUCACAAAAGCUCAAGUACCAAGGCGUCCAUGUCGACGAUCGCGAUGACUCGAGCUCCAGCACCGACGUCGAGGAGUCUCUGAUGGGCGAUGAGAAGCAGUGGCAUGAUGUGGAGUUGAACAGACCGACAAGACAAACGAAACGCGGCAAAUUUGUGGCCGCGCUGAAGUCGUCACGGUGGAUGAUCGAUACAUCGCUUUUGCUCAUCAUACUGGCCUUGCUGGUUCGAGAUCAGUGGAGGAAGCCUGCGGUGGAGGAGACCGACACCUGGCAGUUCGGCCAGGACAUGACGGGAUUUGGUCCAAGAAUGUCCCAGAAGGUCACCACGUUCGUGAGAGACGAGUCCUACGGGCCGAACAACACCGCCGACUUCUUCACAAACGAAACCCUAAACAGAUGGAACGACCUGAUGCCGAUUGGUAUGGGAUUCCAAUGGGUCAACGACACGCAUAAGUACCACGAUCUCCCCACGCCCAUCGAGUGGCCGGACAAGACGGUGUUCACCACAUCGGCAACACAUCAAUUGCACUGCCUCUUUGCCAUCGUCCAGACAUACUCCGGCCUGACGUCCGGCCAUGAGAUACCCGAUGACCACCACUGGCACAUGAUCCACUGCUUUGAUUACAUGCGUCAGGCAAUCAUGUGCAGUGCGGACAUGGCGCUCGAGGGACUCGAAACUACGUUUCCGGACCACAAUGGAGGCUCCGACGGCUGGGACUCUAAGCAUGUAUGCCGGGACUGGAACCAGGUCAAAUCAUACUUAGAGAGUGUGCGAGCAUAUGAUGACCAGCAGAUCUACUAG
Messenger RNA from Anthostomella pinea, 807 nucleotides. The record is from the annotation of a GenBank genome assembly. NCBI's taxonomy places the organism in Eukaryota, Fungi, Ascomycota, Sordariomycetes, Xylariales, Xylariaceae.